Boleophthalmus pectinirostris (great blue-spotted mudskipper) is the source of this 1409-nucleotide messenger RNA. It is a transcript of the gene agxtb, whose product is annotated as alanine--glyoxylate and serine--pyruvate aminotransferase b. The record is from RefSeq and is a predicted model, not a curated record. Gene Ontology annotation, molecular function: L-alanine:glyoxylate transaminase activity; L-serine:pyruvate transaminase activity. The transcript has 11 exons. NCBI's taxonomy places the organism in Eukaryota, Metazoa, Chordata, Actinopteri, Gobiiformes, Gobiidae. Gene Ontology annotation, cellular component: peroxisome. The coding region runs from base 38 to 1327 and encodes 429 amino acids.
CUGUGUGAAGCUCACCUGGUGCCAGAGAAAUUGUGCCAUGAUGCAACGCGCCUUGUUCCGCCGCAGCGUGCAGCUCGCGCAGCAGACCACGGCCCUCGAUGGGUUUUUGGUAGCGAGGAGCGCACCUCUGGUACAGCGCCAGGAGCGUCCAAUGUCCUCUGUCACGAUACCUCCUCCAGCAUGUAUGCUCAGGCCUCUCGAAGCACCCCUGCGCUACCUCUUUGGACCAGGACCUUCAAACGUACCUCCAAGAAUUUUAGCUGCAGGAGGAAGGCCGAUCAUUGGUCACUUGCACCCAGAAAUGUAUGAGGUUAUGAACGACAUUAAGAAGGGAAUACAGUAUGCAUUCCAGACAGAAAACAACAUGACUAUAGCAAUGAGUGGCUCCGGGCACGCGGCUAUGGAAUGCGCAGUGUUCAACACAGUGGAGCCCGGGGAAAACGUAGUUAUUGCCAUUAACGGGAUAUGGGGAGAGCGUGUGGCUGAAAUAGCAGAAAGAAUGGGUGCCAAUGUUUACAGAAUGGUAAAGUCUCCUGGAGGAUAUUUCUCCAAUAAAGAAAUAGAACAGGUUAUAGAGAAACACAAGCCUGUUCUGUUUUUUCUCACACAUGGGGAAUCUUCAGCUGGACUCUGUCAUCCUGUUGACGGGAUUGGUGAUAUCUGCAGAAAACAUGACUGCCUCUUCCUUGUGGAUACAGUUGCCUCACUAGGAGCAGCACCUAUUUUUAUGGACCAGCAAAACAUUGAUAUUCUGUACACUGGUUCUCAAAAGGCUCUGAAUGCACCUCCAGGAACAGCACCAAUUUCCUUUAAUGAAAGAGCAUGUCAGAAGAUGUUUAACAGAAAAACCAAACCAGUAUCCUACCUCUUUGACAUGACGCAUUUGUCUAAUUAUUGGGGCUGUGAUGGAAAACCAGCCAGAGUAUAUCACCACACUGGUCCAGUGUCUGGCUUUUUUGCACUAAGAGAGAGUCUGGCAAUUCUGGCUGAAAGAGGUCUGGAGGCAUCGUGGAAGAAACACAAAGAGGUGGCAGCCUACCUUUACAGAGGCUUGGAAGACUUGGGUUUUAAGCUCUUUAUUCCUGACAGGGACUUGAGGCUUCCCUCGGUUACAACCAUUGCCAUCCCUGAAGGUUAUGACUGGAGGGAGAUGCUGGUGUAUAUCAUGAAAAACCACCAGAUUGAGAUGACAGGAGGCCUGGGGCCAUCCAUUGGCAUGGUGAUGCGGAUUGGACUAAUGGGAUACAACUGUGAGAAACAUAAUGCUGACAUGGCACUGCACGCUCUAGCAGACGCUCUGAAGAACUGCAAAAAGAGCAAGGCCUGAAGGACUGACUCACACUUACUGAUACUUUUUUUAAAAAUAACAAAAACGUUGCUCAGGAAUCCUACCUUGUGAUAGCCUGUAC